GCGCUCGGCUCGGCAGCCCCAGCAGCCCCAGCCCCGUCCCCCGCCAUUUCAGCCCGGCGCGGAGAGGCAGAGGGACGCGAGCGGCCGCCGCGGGGACGAGCAGCCGCCCCGCAGCCCGGACAGCGCUAGGUCUGCUGAAAAUGACGGAAUAUAAACUUGUUGUUGUCGGAGCUGGUGGUGUAGGCAAGAGUGCCUUGACAAUACAGCUAAUUCAGAAUCAUUUUGUGGAUGAAUAUGAUCCUACAAUAGAGGAUUCCUACAGGAAACAAGUAGUAAUUGAUGGAGAAACCUGUCUCUUGGAUAUUCUUGAUACAGCAGGUCAAGAAGAGUACAGUGCAAUGAGGGACCAAUACAUGAGAACAGGGGAGGGCUUCCUAUGUGUAUUUGCCAUAAAUAAUACAAAAUCAUUUGAAGAUAUUCACCAUUAUAGGGAACAAAUAAAAAGAGUUAAAGAUUCUGAAGAUGUCCCCAUGGUGCUAGUAGGAAACAAAUGUGACUUACCUUCCAGAACAGUAGAUACAAAACAAGCUCAGGACUUAGCACGAAGUUAUGGAAUUCCUUUCAUUGAAACAUCAGCAAAAACAAGACAGAGAGUGGAGGAUGCUUUUUAUACAUUGGUGCGAGAGAUUCGACAGUACAGAGUGAAAAAAAUCAGCAAAGAAGAAAAGACUCCAGGGUGCGUGAAAAUUAAAAAAUGUCUUGUAAUGGGUGUCGAUGAUGCCUUCUACACGUUAGUUCGAGAAAUCCGAAAACAUAAAGAGAAGAUGAGUAAAGAUGGUAAAAAGAAGAAAAAGAAGACAAAGACAAAGUGUAUAAUUAUGUAAAUACAAUUUAUCCUUUAUUCUUAAGGCAUACUUAAGAAAGUGAUUUUUUGUACAUUACACUAAAUUAUUAGCAUUUGAUUUAGCAUUACUUAAUUUUCUUUCUGCUUCAUGAACCUGAAUGCUUGUUUUAAAUGACAGUGGAAGCUUUAUUCCUCUUAAGUGCCAGUAUUCCUUGAGUGUUGGUUCUUGAACUAGCAAUGCCCGUGGAAGAAGAAAAAAAAAAAAAAAAAACCCUAGAGAAUUUUCUUAGGAUUUUUUGGUGCAUGCAAAGCUGCUAACUUCCUAUUUUUCUUACCAAUUGUGAACUUUAGUUCUGUGUGCAAACAAAAUAAUGAAAGUGCUCCACAGGCUCUAAUAUCGUUACUGUGGUUUUUUAUCUGGGUGAAUAAAAGGACUCGUUAGCAUAAGAAAUUUUUAUUUCCGACUUGUUUUCUUUUAUUCUAGACUGACUGCAAUAUUGAGAGACCAGAAGCCUUUAUAGUCUUCCUAUAGAUUCUGCUUCUAGGCAUCUAGUCUUGUAGCAUUUCAGAUCAACUUCAAUGAAUGUAAAGAUAUAACUUUCACAAAGUUUUUCACUGCAAUUUGUCAUGGUCACUCCUUAAAUACUAUAUUUUUUCUAUAAAAAAAGAAAAAUUAAAAAAAGACAAUAGUGCACAUCUGGCAAUGGAAAAAGUAAAAGUUCUAAUUAAAUUGAUUUGCUAUUGUAAUGCUUUGCUUAAGACUUUCACUAACUUUUUGUGUCAGGAGACCCAGGGUUAAAUCCUGGUUCCACUGAAGUAACUGACAAAUUUCAAAGUAGUUUCAGUAGGGUCAGGAUUUCACCCUCAGUGUCACUUCUAAGAAAUACUGGAAAGCCUUAACAAAUGAGUAAUUCAGACACUUACAAAAGUUAAUUCAUAUGUUGAUUCAGAGUUUAAUCCUAAAAAUUAGGUCAGGACCUCUACCUUUAUAGAUGUCAGAACCAUUUUUUCAAGAGUGGCAUUAAAUAUUUCCAAAUGCCCAUUUUCUGUAUAAUAGGGGAGGCAUUUUAAAGUCCAGUAACCUCUUUAGAUUCAGUAAUGGCACUUGAAUUCAGCUGCUUCAUACAGAUUAGUUGGAAAUCCACUAUGCCAUAAAUAUGGGGAUGAUGGAGAAUUUGCACAAACAUUCAGUAGGCAUAGCUGAUAUUAUGGUUUCCAGAGCUAAUGUUGUUUUGUGUUCUGCUGUGAUUCUUGUGAAAUACUAAUUUUGUUUCACAGAUUAUAUGGUUGUUUAGUGGAAUAAAAUGUCAAGAUUGUUACACAUCGAAACCAGGUUUUCAGUGUUGUUGUUCCCAGAGUGAUUUUUUCUUGUGAUUUUUUUCUGAUUGGAGUUAAUCCAUUAUUUUGAAGAAGCUUUCAUUUACAGUAUACAAUAGUUUGGUUAAUCUGCAUCGAACUGAGAGCCAGCUAUCUCAUGUUGCCAACUCUUGUGAUUUUCAUCGUGAGUUUAGUAAAUUUGAUGUUUUUUUUUUUUAAGGCCCCACUCCUGGAGUUGAGUUGAGUUUACAUGAGAAUCUCAGCUUGCUUUUCUAAUGCUUCUAGCCCUCAUAGUUGCAGGGAAGAGCUUGAAAAUGUGACUCAACUGUAUGCUAAAUGAUUGAACAGCAGAAGGCAAAUAAUACACAACGUGUAUUGGUCUUUAAAACCUUGUGAUUUGUUGGGGCAUGAUUCAUGAAUUUUCAGUGGUCAUGAUAGGCAAAACUGCUAUUCCCAAGUUAUCCUGAAACUUUUAAACAGAGUUUGCACACUUAGUUUUUCACAGAAUAGGAUUUUCAUGGAGCAGCGUAACUUAAAACGCAUGUACAAUAUCAAAGGUACAACUACAUGUGCAAAAUGACCUCUUAUUUCUACAUGGGGAGCAGUAGUAGCCAUAUUUGAAGGAGAGCUGCAAUGGUGGCUAGGGGUGUAGUAAACAUACUACCUGUAUUUCUGCAUGACCCUUACAUUUUGUGUGGCUGGGAAAGCAUUUCUGAAUUUUUUAAAAAAUUCUUUCCCAAGCUGCAGGGUAUACUUCAUACAUAUGGCCAAAAGGGGGAAAAAAAAAAUACUGAAAGAUGGUGGUGAGAGAACAUAAUGUUACAUCCUAAUUUAGGACCAAUAGGAAGCGGGAACAAAUCCCGGUACAUGGUGUAAACAUCUAAUGUUUUAUUUGCAACUUCUAAGUUUAAAACAUCUUGAGGUUGAGAUUUUGUUGGUUAAUUGCAUAUUUUUAGACACUACUAUCAACAUAUUGGAAGAACGUAGCAGAAGUGGAUAGUGUAACUUGAACAAACAAGAAAUAGAAUCUUAAGACUUAUGACUUUUUGUAACUGUGUCACACUGCAUGCAAAUUUAGGGCUCAUUUAGACAGUUUUUAUCAAUUUAACUAAAUUGGUAGAAAAACUGAUUUAGCUAAAAUUGGUGCAGCUUUCAAAUGUGGAUGCAAUUAUCAGUAUAAAAGUAUCUAUACCAAGAUAGCUUAUUUUAAUAAAUUUAAUCUGUAAACUACCAAUUCAUUUGAAUAGAUAUUAAAACAGUUUAGACCAGCCUUUAUGAUCUAACUUUCACAAAAUACGCUCAUCCUUGCCACUGUUGUGCAGUUUUGUCUUAAUAUUUGUAGAGACUUGGUGAGGCAUGUUGAAUUGCAGCUUGCACAAGUUGAUCUAAUAAUUAUUCUGCCUUUCCCUAUUUGAAAUGCUUUCCAAGAACAUAUCCAGAUUGCUAUCUUUUUCUGAUAGUAACUAUUAAAUGAACAUGUGAAGUCACUUACUACAUUAAUACAUUAGAUUUCCAAUGCCUGAUAGUAGCUUUAUGUAACUUUUGGUAAACACCUUUUAAAAAAAAAAAGGUCAUCAGUUACCUUAAAACUGAAAUUUUAUUCUUUCGAUUCUUUUAACCUAUACAGUUGUCCUAAAAUCUUGUUUGGCUGAGAUUAUGUAAAAAAAAAUUCACCAUUUAAAAUGCUAUUACUGUAAUAGUUCCUACAUAAACUUCCAUUCUUUUGUCAGUACUAUCAAGCAAUACAACUAUUUCCUUCUAAGGCCAUCAAGCUGUGGCUCUUUUUGUAAAGUCUGCAUAAAGCUACAUAGGCAGUAAUCUUUCCUAACAUUUCCUAAUAAUUCCACUGUCUUGUGUUUUCAUGUUGAAAAUACUUCUGCUUUUUCCUCUUGAGUGCCAACUUCUUACUAGAACAAUUUCUUAAUGUAAUAUGUUUACCUGGAAUGUAUUUUAACUAUUUUUGUAUAGUGUAAACUGAAACAUGCACAUUUUGUACAUUGUGCUUUUUUUUGAUGUGGAAUAUAUGCAGUGUGAUCCAGUUUUCCCAUCAUUUGGUUGCGUGACCUAUGAAUAUUGGUCAUACCAGACAUUAAAUUAAAAGAAUGACCACUGUUUAAACUUUUUAAUGUUUUAUAGGAGCAUGUGCUGUGAGGUGAUCUGAAAUUUGUCAUUUUUUGUCAAAUUGUACUGCUCCUAUUUAUUGUAAUGUAAUAAAAAUAGUUAUUGUGAACUUUUGUUGAUAUUUAAUUUGUUGCUCCUUCCAAUAAAUGUAAUGCUAAUCUUUAUAAUUA
Molecule: messenger RNA, 4392 nt
Organism: Chrysemys picta bellii (western painted turtle)
Lineage: Eukaryota; Metazoa; Chordata; Testudines; Emydidae
Gene: KRAS
Product: KRAS proto-oncogene, GTPase
Biological process (GO): Ras protein signal transduction
Cellular component (GO): plasma membrane
Molecular function (GO): GDP binding; GTP binding; GTPase activity
Source: RefSeq, a predicted model, not a curated record